Perognathus longimembris pacificus (Pacific pocket mouse) is the source of this 3438-nucleotide messenger RNA. RefSeq names its product inhibitor of nuclear factor kappa B kinase subunit beta (gene Ikbkb). Gene Ontology annotation, molecular function: ATP binding; IkappaB kinase activity. Gene Ontology annotation, cellular component: IkappaB kinase complex; cytoplasm. Lineage: Eukaryota; Metazoa; Chordata; Mammalia; Rodentia; Heteromyidae. The transcript is spliced from 22 exons. Bases 131 to 2401 code for a protein of 756 amino acids. Gene Ontology annotation, biological process: positive regulation of transcription by RNA polymerase II; peptidyl-serine phosphorylation; tumor necrosis factor-mediated signaling pathway. The record is from RefSeq and is a predicted model, not a curated record.
AGUGGUGCCGGGCGGGCGGGUUUGAGGUUCCCUCAUUUUCUCGUCUUGAGUGUCUUAAGCGGGGCUGUCCGGGUCCCCGGCUUUGCCUCCCCCCGCCAGCAGUUGCUUCCGGAGUUAGCAGGGCAUCAGGAUGAGCUGGUCACCUUCCUUGCCCACCCAGACGUGUGGCGCCUGGGAAAUGAAAGAACGGCUGGGGACCGGGGGAUUUGGAAACGUCAUCCGGUGGCACAAUCAGGAGACAGGUGAGCAGAUUGCAAUCAAGCAGUGCAGACAGGAGCUCAGCCCAAAGAACCGAGAUCGUUGGUGCCUGGAGAUCCAGAUCAUGAGGAGGCUAAACCACCCCAAUGUGGUGGCUGCCCGGGAUGUCCCGGAGGGGAUGCAGAACUUAGCGCCCAAUGACUUGCCCUUGCUGGCCAUGGAGUACUGUCAAGGAGGAGAUCUCCGAAAGUACCUGAACCAGUUUGAGAACUGCUGUGGCCUGCGGGAAGGAGCCAUCCUCACCCUGCUGAGUGACAUUGCUUCUGCACUUAGAUAUCUUCAUGAAAACAGAAUCAUCCAUCGGGAUCUAAAGCCAGAAAACAUUGUUCUACAGCAAGGAGAACAAAGAUUAAUACACAAAAUUAUUGACCUAGGAUAUGCCAAGGAACUGGAUCACGGCAGUCUUUGUACAUCCUUUGUGGGAACUCUACAAUACCUGGCCCCGGAGCUCCUGGAACAGCAGAAGUACACCGUGACAGUUGACUACUGGAGCUUUGGCACAUUGGCCUUCGAGUGCAUCACAGGUUUCAGGCCUUUUCUCCCCAACUGGCAGCCUGUGCAGUGGCAUUCCAAAGUCCGGCAGAAGAGUGAGGUGGACAUCGUUGUUAGUGAAGACUUAAAUGGAGCAGUGAAAUUUUCAAGCACUUUACCAUACCCCAAUAAUCUUAACAGUGUACUGGCCGAGCGACUGGAGAAGUGGCUGCAGCUGAUGCUCAUGUGGCACCCCAGACAAAGGGGCACAGACCCCCAGUAUGGGCCCAAUGGCUGCUUUAAGGCCCUGGAUGACAUCUUAAACUUGAAGCUGGUUCAUAUCUUGAACAUGGUCACUGGCACCAUUUACACCUAUCCUGUCACAGAAGAUGAAAGCCUGCAGAGCUUAAAGGCCAAAAUCCAGGAAGACACGGGAAUCCUGGGGAAGGAUCAAGAGCUGCUCCAAGAGGCAGGUCUGGCAUUGAUCCCUGACAAGCCUGCCACCCAGUGCAUUUCAGAUGGCAAGCUGAGUGAGGGUCGCACGUUGGACAUGGAUCUUGUUUUUCUAUUUGACAACAGUAAAAUUACCUAUGAGACUCAGAUCUCUCCACGGCCACAACCAGAAUGUGUCAGCUGUAUCCUUCAGGAGCCAAAGAGGAACCUCCCUUUCUUCCAGCUGAGAAAAGUAUGGGGCCAGGUCUGGCACAGCAUCCAGACCCUGAAGGAGGACUGUAACCGGCUUCAGCAGGGACAGCGAGCUGCCAUGAUGAAUCUCCUUCGGAAUAACAGUUGCCUUUCCAAGAUGAAGAAUUCCAUGGCCUCAAUGGCUCAGCAGCUCAAAGCCAAGUUGGAUUUCUUUAAAACCAGUAUCCAGAUUGACCUAGAGAAGUACAGUGAGCAAACCGAGUUCGGGAUCACAUCAGAUAAACUGCUGCUGGCCUGGAGAGAAAUGGAGCAGGCUGUGGAGCUCUGUGGGCGGGAGAAUGACGUGAAGCAUUUGGUGGAACGAAUGAUGGCACUACAAACGGACAUUGUGGACUUACAAAGGAGCCCAAUGGGCCGGAAGCAGGGGGGCACAUUGGAUGACUUAGAGGAGCAAGCAAGGGAGCUCUACAGGAGACUUAGGGAAAAGCCAAGAGACCAAAGGACAGAUGGUGACAGUCAGGAAAUGGUACGGCUCCUCCUUCAGGCAAUUCAAAGCUUCGAGAAGAAAGUGCGAGUGAUUUACACACAGCUCAGCAAAACUGUGGCUUGCAAGCAGAAGGCAUUGGAAUUGCUGCCCAUGGUGGAAGAGGUGGUUAGUCUAAUGAACGAGGAUGAGAAGACGGUAGUCCAGCUUCAAGAGAAGCGGCAGAAGGAGCUCUGGAACCUUCUGAAGAUUGCAUGUAGCAAAGUCCGAGGUCCUGUCAGUGGAAGCCCAGAUAGCAUCAAUACUUCUCGAGUCAGUCACUCUGGUCAGCUAAUGUCCCAGCCUUCCUCUGCUUGUGACAGUUUACCUGAAUCAAACAAGAAAAGUGAAGAACUGGUUGCUGAAGCACAUACGCUCUGUGCCCAACUAGAAAAUGCCAUGCAGAACACCGUGAAGGCGCAGGACCAGAGUUUUAUGAGUCUGGACUGGAGCUGGUUACAGAUGGAAGAUGAAGAACAGAGUAGCGUGGAGCAGGCCUUGUGACUGGGGUUGUCCACCGCCUGGCUUGUGGCUGCUGCUGUGACUGUUUCCGAGCCAUCUCCACCUAAAUGGGAGAUCUCCCUCCCCAGGCAGCUGUGAUGUUCACCCUGGACCACAGGUGUGGCCCUCAGCUGAUACUGCUAGUCCCUAUCUGCACUUGUCAGUCUCCACUGAGGCCUAGCAAACACCGAUGCCAGCUGUGAGUCUUCAGGGAAACAGAGCCUCAGCAGCUGAAUGUUCUGCUGUGAAAAAAAGUGCUCAGAGUACAAUUUGCCACAUCGACUGCUGGACAGAUGUCUUGAAUGUUUCUGAACAAUGUCUGAACAGCUCUUGCAGCCAGCCUGUCCUCUCCUAACCCCUCUUAACCUCCAAAGAGGCCUUGAUCCACCCAUCCUCUCACCUAACAGCCAGGGCUUCAUCUGGAUCCAACCUCCUAAGUAAACAUUUUAAUCAUAGGUUUGGCAUGCUCCCUCCUCUUGCCCUCUUUUUAUUCCAUUGCUGCUAAAUUGUGUUUUUACUUGCCGUGCUGGUGGUCACCUAGCAAUGACCUUUAACUACAUUUUGGUGAUGCCAAGCUUCCCAUUGACUCUGGUCCUGUCAACCACAGAGUGACUCCCUAGAGCCAGAAUGGAAAAGCAGCUACUUUUAUUUGAGACCCAAAGAUUACUUGGAAGUCAUAUAUCACAGAGAAAAAAGGAAGAAAAUGUAUCUGAUCAGCUUCUAGCCUCCUGACCACUUUAAGCAGAGUACCUCUGUCCGAUACAUCACUGUGUGUGGUUGUAGAAUGGGGUGUUUCCUACCUCUGCUGUCAGCUAACAGCAUCAUUAAAUCCUUUUCUCUUAUGAAUAGUUUCUAUGUGUUGUAACAUGACAUGACAUUCUAGGUUCCAUGGUCCAUUUCUACAAUAUCCAAUAUAAUGGAAAACUUUGUAAAAUUGACUGGUACCUGGGUGACUAUGACUAAUUCAACAUUUCACAAAACUUUAAAUAUAUGUAUAGGCAUAUAUGUUUAUAUAUUAUAGGAUAUAUAGAUAUAUAUAU